AUGACCGUUCCAUUACGCGCCCCCGGCGAUCCUAGAGAGAACAAGACACCAAGGCUCACAUUCACAGACCGCGGCGGCACAUUCACCGAUGUCUGGGCAAGCUUACCAGGGCAGCCAGACGUUGUUUUGAAGCUGCUUUCAGUGGAUCCGGCUAAUUACGCCGAUGCCCCGACUGAAGGCAUUCGACGGGUUCUCUCGCUCUACUACGGUCAAGAGAUCCCCCGCGGCGUUCCCCUCCCGAAAGGCGAGCUAGAGUCGAUCCGCAUGGGUACAACAGUCGCGACGAACGCGCUCCUCGAGCGAAAAGGGACAAAACAUGCCUUCCUCGUCACGAAGGGGUUCCGAGAUUUGUUGGAGAUUGGGUACCAGUCGCGGCCCCGGCUGUUCGACCUGAAUAUCGUCAAGCCAGAGGUGCUCUACUCGGAGUCAUCAAGUGGCGACAUGAUCCGUAUUCUAAAGCCACUGGACGAGACCACUGUCCGACAAACACUGAGAGAGCUCCGCGCGCAGGGGUUCGAUACCCUCGCCGUCUGCUUCACCCACUCACAUGUAUUUCCUCACCAUGAGAAUCGGGUCGAGAGGCUAGCGCUUGACGAGGGGUUCAAGCAUGUAUCCCUCUCCUCUGGCGUCGCUGCAAAAAUGAUCAAGAUGGUGCCCCGGGGGAGUUCCUCGUCGGCGGACGCAUACCUCACGCCUGAGAUCAAGACCUAUUUGACCGGGUUCGCAAAGGGCUUUGAAGGCGGAAACCUGGACGGCGUGUGCUGUGACUUCAUGCAGUCUGAUGGUGGUCUCGUGAGCCAUGACCGGUUCAGUGGGCUAAGGGGCAUCCUCAGUGGACCAGCAGGAGGAGUCGUUGGCUUUGCUCGGACCUCGUACGAUGCCAGCUCUGGCACUCCGGUUGUGGGCUUUGAUAUGGGUGGCACUUCCACUGACGUCUCACGGUACGGGGGCACAUUCGAGCAUGUCUUUGAGAGCAACACUGCCGGAAUCACGAUUCAGAGUCCUCAGCUCGAUAUCAACACCGUCGCAGCCGGCGGCGGUUCGAUCCUAUUUUGGCGGAGCGGCCUCUUUGUCGUCGGUCCUGAAAGCGCCUCGUCGCAUCCUGGCCCUGCAUGUUAUCGCAAGGGUGGCCCUCUAACGGUGACUGAUGCAAACCUCUUCCUAGGCCGGCUGAUCCCAGACUUGUUCCCAAAGAUUUUCGGCGAGACAGAGGAUCAGCCGCUCGAUGUGGACAUUGUGAAGAAGAAGUUCGUCGCUUUGACAGCGGAGAUCAACAGAGAUACCGGCAAAGCUCUGACUCCAGAAGAGGUGGCCUGCGGUUUCUUGAAUGUUGCCAAUGAGGCCAUGUGUCGGCCAAUCCGGGCGUUGACGGAGGGCAAAGGAUAUGAUAUCGCGAGCCAUAAUCUUGCGGUCUUUGGAGGUGCAGGAGGGCAGCAUGCCUGUGACAUUGCCCGAACACUGAAGAUUUCGACCAUCGUCAUCCACAGAUUCUCUAGCAUUCUCUCGGCAUACGGUAAGACGCCGCACCGCUUCUACCCAACAAUUCUCCCACCAGAACUGACAAAGAUAGGAAUGGCCCUGGCGGACGUUGUAGAGGAAGCCCAAGAGCCCGUCAACGAGAUUUACAAUGAGCGGUCCCGACAAGAGCUUGAGGAGCGGCUGUCGAAGCUUCGAGGCCGAGUCGGGAAGCAGUUGCUGGACCAAGGUAUCGCAGCAGAUGAUAUCUCUUACGAGAUGUACCUCAACAUGAGAUACCAGGGCACAGAGACCUCGAUCAUGGUUCUCAGGCCGGAUAAUGGUGACUUCGCUGCAGAGUUCCGCAGGACUCACCUCCGCGAGUUCUCGUUCUGCUUUCCGGAUAAGAAGCCUAUAUAUGUCGAUGAUGUCCGAGUCCGCGGUAUCGGUGCGAGCGAAAGGAAGGACUGGGAGGGAGAUCAGCUGGGACAGCAGUUGCGUGAGACGACCUUCAGGCCUCCUGCAAAGGGGUACCUUGGAAGGCUCUUGACGAAUCAGGUAUACUUCCCCAAACUGGGAUAUCAAGAUACGCCCGUCUAUUUGGUGCAGAAUCUUCCAGCGGGUCUCUCAAUAGAUGGACCGGCCAUCAUCGUCGAUCAGACGCAGACCCUUGUUGUGGCACCAAACACGGUGGCUAAGGUGUUGCGCUCGCAUAUCGUUAUCGAAGUCUUGUCUACGGCCUCUGCUGUGACAGAACAGCCAACAACAGUGGACCAUAUUCAACUCUCUGUAUUUGGGCACCGAUUUAUGAGCAUUGCAGAGCAGAUGGGACGGGCGUUGCAGAAGACAGCGGUUUCAUUAAAUAUCAAGGAGCGGCUUGAUUUCUCGUGUGCACUGUUCGGACCAGAAGGUGACCUCGUUGCCAACGCUCCGCAUGUCCCAGUGCACCUGGGCUCGAUGAGCUAUGCCGUCAAACAUCAGCACGAGCUCCACAAAGGCAAGCUCGUCCCAGGAGACGUCUUGGUGACAAACCACCCCGAAGCCGGCGGAACACAUCUUCCAGACAUCACCGUCAUCACGCCCGUAUUCGAAAAUACCGGGUCGAAGGUGGCCUUUUAUGUUGCCUCGCGCGGCCAUCAUACUGAUAUUGGCGGACUGGGCGGAACAUCUAUGCCACCCAACUCAACAGAGUUGUGGCAAGAGGGCGCGGCUAUCAGGUCGUUCAAGCUCAUCCACGGCGGUGAUUUCGACGAGAAGGGCAUCACCGAGAUCCUCUUGAGUUCUGGCGAGUACACCGGCUGCACAGGAAGUAGACACAUCCAAGACAACCUUUCCGACCUAAAAGCCCAGGUGGCAGCCAACCACAAGGGAGUGACUCUUGUCCAAGCAUUGAUUGGAGAAUACACGCUACCAACCGUGCAGUUGUACAUGGGCGCCAUCCAAUCCAACGCCGAGCUAGCCGUGCGCUCCUACCUCACUACCGUUCGAGAAAGGCUGGGACCUCACCUCACGGCAACCGACCAGAUGGACAAUGGCACGCUGAUUAGACUGUCCGUCUCCAUUUCACCGGACGGCUCCGCAACAUUUGACUUUACCGGCACCGGCGUGGAGAUGCUCAGCAACAUCAAUGCCCCCCCUGCAAUCACCCACUCAGCCAUCAUCUACACUCUGCGCCUGCUCAUUGGCACCGACAUCCCGCUCAACCAGGGCUGUCUUGCGCCCAUCAACACGAUCAUCCCCAAGGGAAGUUUCCUGAACCCGUCCUCGGGGCCGGCAGUCUGCGCAGGAAACACCCAAACCUCCCAGCGCGUGGUGGAUGUUAUCCUCCGCGCUUUCCGUGCAGCCGCUGCUUCAAACGGGUGCAUGAACUGUCUCGGAUUUUUUGGAGGGGAUAGCGACGGCACCGAACCGGGCUCGAAACUGGAAGGCUUUUCGUACGCUUUCGGCGAGACGAUCUGUGGCGGGUCUGGCGCCACAAGCACGCAGAAUGGCGCUUCUGGCGUGCACUGUCAUAUGACCAACACUCGCAUCACGGACCCGGAGAGCCUCGAGAAACGAUACCCCGUCAUUCUGCGGGAAUUUGCCAUCCGGCGUGGGACUGGUGGGAAGGGGAUGCAUGAUGGUGGGGACGGGGUGGUCCGCGACAUCGAGUGCCGGGCACCGCUGAGCUUCAGCGUCAUUACUGAGCGGCGCAGUGUGCCUCCGUAUGGGAUGGAAGGGGGCGCCGAGGGAGAACGAGGUGCGAACUACUGGGUGAAGAGAGUUAAGGGGGGCGAGGGGAACAGGGCUGAAGCUGCGGAUCAGUGGCGAUGGGUGAAUAUGGGGGCAAAGAAUAUGGUGCGCAUGCAGCCUGGGGAUCGGUGUGUGAUCCAUACACCUGGUGGUGGAGGUUGGGGAGUGCCAGGGCUUUCUAAUGGGAAUAGCAAGGAAGAUGUCCCUCGAGUGCAGCAGCAGUAUCCCAGGGCAUCAGGCAGUGUGAUUGCCUAUGCGGCUGCACAGGAGGCGUCUAAUUAG
Molecule: messenger RNA, 3969 nt
Organism: Aspergillus nidulans FGSC A4
Lineage: Eukaryota; Fungi; Ascomycota; Eurotiomycetes; Eurotiales; Aspergillaceae
Exons: 7
Coding region: 1-3969 (1322 amino acids)
Molecular function (GO): catalytic activity; hydrolase activity
Source: RefSeq, a predicted model, not a curated record